AUGCCAGUGGCUUCCUCGCAGGCGAUUUGGCAGCUCUUGUCGGAGAAUGAUGAAGCUGCUCGCCACCUAGGAGUGGGCCUCGCCCAGCACAAUGGCAUCCGCACGCGGGCACUGAGCGCGACCAAAGACUUUCAGCAGGACGAAGUCAUCUUGGCCAGCGACUCCACUCGCGUGAUCCGUGCGGCAGACCUGCAGGGAAGGCGCUUCGAGGGCUGUCCAGACGACGCCUGCCGCCUUGCGCUUCAUGUGGCGGAACGUGCCAAGACGGGUCGCGAUUCCUUUUGGACGAAAGCCCUGGCAGCAUACCCAUCCUUCAGCGAGUUCGAGGCAUUGGGAAUGCCCUUGGCAGCCUCUGAAAGGGCUUUGGCAGUCUUGAACCAGGUGCCCGACUUCCAAGCUUUGGCCACUUCUGUGCGUCAGACUCGGGGUGCCAUGCUCUCCGCCCUUGAGAGCUACAACCGUCAUUCCACGACACAGUUGAACUUUGCUGAUGCCUUGUGGGGCCGACUGGUGGUGGACAGUGGGCUGGGAGAUGUACGGUGCGGACCGCACGUGGCACCGGUGUUGGAUUGGGUGAACCACAGCACGAAGCCAAACGUCCGAUAUGAAUGCCAUGACGGUCGGGUGACGCUUCAAGCUUUGCGGCGCAUCCGCACGGGUGAGGAGCUGCAGGCAAGCUACAACCAGUUGGGACCGAUGGCCAACUUCGCUCGGUAUGGCAUCAUCGAAGACCCGGGUGAGGCAAAGCCCCUCAGCCCGUCGAGCUGCACGCGCUUGCAGAUUGUAAGUCUGGACAAAGAGCCAGUGCUUCGAGCAGCCAGCAAGUUCGCACAGAUCCAUUGUGGUGACAUCGGGGCCCGGCAGCCUGCUGCCAGUGCCACUGCCACUGCCUCAACACCGACUGGAGCAGCACCACCCGUGCCGAAACCGGAGCCGGCGAUGGAGACCGUGCCGCCCAAAAUGGGAAAGUUGGAGUUGAGCAUUCAGCCUUUGACCCAGAUUCCGGGUGUCUCCAACCUUCUCUUCGGCCCGCGGCCCUUCGUCCCCCUGAGCCCAUCCGCCUGGGACUGGGCGGCUCCAACCGCCCUAGCGCAGCCACCCGCUCCGCUGCUGGCGCUGCUCCCGCUCCCGAGCUUGGCGCCUGCUCGGCAGAAGAGGACACAUUUGUUGGGCUUCUUGGUCGAGGUGGAUUCCAAGCUUCUGAGCCGGAACAAGCGCCAAGCCUCAAGGAUCAAAACCGCCUAUUUCGAGAUGGAAGCCGCCGAUCCACAGGAUGAUGAUGAAGAUGGCGAAGGUCAAGGGUCUAACACGGUCCAAGUUAGGUGCCGCAAGACGGUGCUGUUGAUGAACUCCAGCCUAAGCUGCCUGCUGAUCCCGCGACGUCGACGCCAACACAUUUGGCUCACGCCUCACGAGCUGGAGAUACGCUUGCCCGAGGACCCCCCGGAUUUCUGCAGGGGAUGGAGGGGGAGUGAUUUGAGGGAUGAGCAAGGACACUUGGUGACGAACCACACGAACCAUAACUCCACGAGCGCCGCGGCACUUCGGAGGGUCUGGAACUUUCAAGUCCACGGCACUUCUCCACGGCUCCAACACCCCUGCGGAGUCCUGGACUUUGAAAUCUCCAUGGGGAAGUUGGCUUUGCUGGGCACUGGCCAUGAUGCCUUCGAGCGGCCCUACGAAGAACAGCCUGGCCAAUGGACGCUGGCCGUCUCUGCCUGCUUUGGGCAGUUGAGCAGCUUUGAAGAGCGAACCAGCCGUUUGCUGCAGCAGAAAGCCUUAAGGCCCUUCCUGGUGCCCUCGUCCAGACCCAGCCUGUCCCGCGCUCGACGCAAGAGUGCUCCACGCAGCCUGGGCGGCCUGGCACGUGGAGAGGUGGUGGUGAAGCCCGAGUUCCUGCAGCCUUCUGAGGCAAGUGGGAAGUUCAGAGACGGUGAACUGAAGAAGGCUGAGACGGUGCUCCAUGCGCAUGGCUCCAAGCUCGAUGAAUGUGUGCCAAUUUGUUUUGUUAAGGAAGUGUGGGUGCACCAGGUGAGUCGGCUGGCCGCGUGGGAGGAGCGUUGCGCUUUCAGCGUGGAACGCAGUGAGGAGAAGAAUGAAGGUGAGCAUUGCUUGGCCCAAGGAUGUGUGGCCUACUGUGGGCUGUGGCAGAUGGUGCAAGCUGCCAGAGAUGAUGAUUUGCAGCUCUUGUUGAACGUGACCGAUCGCGCCUCGCGCUUGGUGAACGACUUGGCAUCUGAACGGAUCUCCGCCUUCGAGUUCGCUGGAAAGGUAUGGCCUCACUGGGCCACCUUUCAGCACUACCUGCCAGGCGGGAAGCAUAUUCUUCAUCCUGACACGGACAAGGGUGAGCAUUGCAUGUCCCUGGCGGUGUCCUUCUCCACUCAUGGCGUGGACUUCACUGGUGGCGAGAUCAAGAUCUACGAGUGCCCGCCCUCCGUCCCCGACUGCGGCAACCGUGGGCGCUCACGCACGCACGUGCCCAAAGAGCGGGGGCCCUUUGCACGGAAACUGCUCAACGGGACACUGUUGCCCUUGAGAGCCGGGGAGUGGCUUUGGGACGGCGAGCCAGAAGCUGCCUACCACGUCCGGCAGCUGUUGCGACCGGCCAGUGGCACUGCCAUGGUCUGGCUCAGCGAGACGGUCCACCAGGUGGAGCCAGUCCAAGGAGGACACCGGAAGAGCUUAUUCUACUGGUUCACUUGCAAGGAGCCGUUGCAGGAUGCCGCUUUUGAUUGGACCGGGCUGGCCCAGCGCCUCCGAGAUCCGACCGCCGCCCGGGAAAAGAGGAGCGGAGCUCGGCCGCCGAGAGAGGGACAGGCGAACUGCGCGGGCCUGUCGGAGACGUGGAGACGUGUUCGCCUUCGUGGGUUGAUCGGAUGUCAAGGUGGCGAAGAAGAUGGCCAGGGUUGGCCCAAAAAGUCGCAGGGCCCAGCUGAAGUUGGGAAGCUGCUUCGGGCCCAGUGGAUAUGGCACGGCCGCAGGUGA
Messenger RNA from Durusdinium trenchii, 2988 nucleotides. The record is from the annotation of a GenBank genome assembly. Lineage: Eukaryota; Dinophyceae; Suessiales; Symbiodiniaceae.